AUGUUCCAGUGCAACAUAAUCAGAUGGGUUGCCAUCCUUCUCGUAGCCAAACUCUUCUUUUUCAUCGUCACAAUAGAUGGUUUUUUUCCCGUUCGAAUCGGCAUUUAUUCCAUUCUUUUUCAGCUAAAACUACUCCGGCCGUCUCGAAGUACAAGACAAUGUUACCGUUGGACAAUCUGAGUCUGAGCGUCUCCCAAACCCGUUUCAAGUGAGACCGCAUCGCCUUCCUAUGGAUUGUUUUGCAAUUUUCAGCCGGCUCGCAAUCGGAGGGUCAAUAAACUACUUGUUUUCCUUGAUCAACCUCAUCCUCGGACUUGUCAAUUUUUACUUUAUUUUCGGAAAAGUAGGGAACGAAUCGAUUCGAUUGUUGACGAAUCGCAUCUUUUUCAGUACCGCACGCGCCUCCGCCAAACGACUGGAAAACUGGAAGCGGCGAGCACUGAGAUGUCUAAACGGGAAAUGCAUCCGAAGAUCAAGAGUCGGUGGUCCCCAGCCGUUGCGUUCGCGCUCAAAAUUGUGCUUUUUCAGUGACCCUUUCUAGGGUGUUCCAGCCGGAAGGUGUCCCUCUCGAGACGCUGCUGCCCUUGCUCAAAGAGCCCAGUCCUCUUUUCGACGGGAGCAACGGUUUGCUGGAUGGACAGAAAGAGGCGCGUCUCCGGAAUCUGAAAGCCAAGGAGAAGGAGGGCGAUGAGAAAAAGAAGAAAAAUAAGAGCAAGUCUCCGAGUCCGGCAUCGACCAACGACACAGGCGGCUCAAGUGCCAUGCAGUCGACUCUUUCCGAAGUGAAAAAGACCAAAUGA
This is a messenger RNA of Caenorhabditis sp. 36 PRJEB53466, 800 nucleotides long. Lineage: Eukaryota; Metazoa; Nematoda; Chromadorea; Rhabditida; Rhabditidae. The record is from the annotation of a GenBank genome assembly.